UCCUGCCCCAGCUGCUCCGCUCGCCUCGCCUCGCCUCGCCUGCGCGCAGCACACACUACACGAACGCCCCCCCUCCCGCAGUCCCGCACUACGCACCCCGUUUGUCCCCGUCCCAAUCCCCUUUGCGCCACGGAUUGCGACGAGCAGAUAGAUCUGUGUCCAUCCGUCCCCUUUCCUCCCCUAUCGUCACCUGUUUUCCACCCCCACCGAGCAAAUCCUUAGCGGCCAAGUCUUCCGAGCUCGGGAGGUUCUAACUUCUAAACGCGCCCCGAGAAAAGGCGGACGCACUCGCUGCUGCUGCUGCGCGCUUGCUUUCGGUGGCGAGCGUCCCGGUAAAGCGGCGACGGCGGCUGAGGUUGGACUUGCUGGUUGUGCAGUGCUGCCGUGGAGACAUCAAUUUUUUUUGCAGGAAGUGUACAGUCGCGAGAGGCGCAAGAGUGGAAUUUUCUUGGUGUGGCUGUAAUCCUCAGGGUUCCAUCAUUCAUCAGAGUGUCAACAGAUCGAAGGAACGUGAGCCAUUUUGUCCCCUUCGUUCCGUGGAAUUACUUGCCUGGUGAUGCCCGCAUUGGAGGAUUGUUGAAGAAUAUGCUUCUGGCGAUGAGCAAGCCGGUGGCACGGGCGCUGUGCGUGUCCCCGGCGGCCCUGAUUGCUUCCGCCGCCAUCGUGCUGCUGCUCUCCGCGUUGCCACUUUGUCAGCCCUACACUUAUGAGCAAGACGUGUUCGCGAUAAAUGGCUUGUACACGGCGCUCGAAUCACCAACGCUGCCUAACUGGACUACAAACGGUGGUGACCCCUGCAGUGAGGGUUGGCAGGGUGUUUCAUGCGCAGUGUCGAAUAUUACCUCCAUAAUUCUGAAUGGAGUAAAUUUGGGCGGACAGCUGGGUAAUACGUUAGAGAAUUUCACGUCGUUAAUCACCUUAGAUCUUAGCAACAACAAUAUUGGCGGAACCAUACCAGAUGGUCUACCAGUCACAUUGCAGCAAUUUUUCCUUUCAGCUAACCAGCUAAGUGGUAGCAUUCCAAAUACAUUGUCAUCACUUACACUUUUGACAAGCAUGUCGCUCAAUAACAAUCAUUUGACUGGAGAGAUACCAGAUGUAUUUUCCGCACUCACUGGACUUGCAAAUUUAGAUUUUUCUUCGAACAACUUGACCGGUCCGUUGCCACCUUCAAUGGGAAACUUGACAGCAUUGACUAGCCUGCAUAUUCAGAACAAUCAAAUAUCUGGAACCCUUGAUGUGCUGCAAGAUCUUCCUUUCCAAGAUUUGAACAUAGAAAACAAUCUUUUCUCUGGUCCUGUGCCUGUGAAGUUACUGAACUUGCCAAACUUUAAGAAGGAUGGGAACCCAUUCAAUACCAGCAUAGCCCCAUCUGCACAGCCUCCUGUGGCACAAACACCAUUACCAUCAGUCUCACCUUCAGCAGGGCAUGUCCCAUCAAAAGAACCUGUAAAUUCUACAAAUGUUCCAGAAGGAAGUAGUCCAGCAUCAGGAAAACAUACUGUUUCUAUAGUCAAAUUGGUCGGAUAUAUACUUAUCGGGGUGGUAUCAGCAGUAGUUUUUGUGCUAAUAGUAAUGUACUGUUUAUCCAUGUACAAAGAAAGAAAGUCAAGGGAUGAGGUUUAUACAAAAAGCCAGAUGGGAAGGGUGUCUCAGGGGCUUGGAGAGCCUAAAAUCAAGGAAGUGGCAGAAAUCAAGGAGCCGCCAGUAAAACUCAAGAACAAUGUUGAGAAAGCUUCAAAUGUGGUUUCUGAUGCAAAGGAGGAUCAGAAGUUGAAUAUGCCAACAGCAGCAGCUUCCAAUGUGGUUUAUGAUUCAAGGGAUGGGCAGAAGUUAGAUUCAUCAAUGACUGCUGAUCCUGGGGUUGUUACAGUGAAACAAAACGAGCAUGUAAUUGACAUGGAAAGAACUGACAAUUUUGUUGAGGAACGACUACAUCCUCCACAGCCAGUUGUGAUGUGUACUGAAAAAGUCACUGUCAAUUCCAGUGUUCGUACUAGAAAGGGAAGAGUACCUUCAGUUGGAAAGGUGGACCUGAUAACUACUGUCAAGUCCUUUUCCAUUUCAUCCCUUCAACAAUAUACAAAUAGUUUCAGUGAACAAAAUUUGAUAAGAGAUAGCAGGUUCGGCAAGGUAUAUCUGGCAGAGCUUCCUGAUGGAGAGCAGCUACUGGAAGUUUUGAAGAUCGACGCUUCUUAUUCAAAAAUACCAGCAGAUGCCUUUCUAGAGCUGGUUGUGAACAUUUCUGAACUGAGGCAUCCUAAUGUACUUGGGCUUGUCGGAUACUGUGCGGAAUUUGAGCAGCGGCUACUUGUCUAUGAGCACUGUAGUAAGAUGAUCCUACAUGAUGAACUCCAUUAUGUAGAUGACUCAAACAACGCAUUAUCAUGGAAUGCUCGCCUCCAAGUUGCUGUGGGGGCAGGGAAAGCUUUACAAUAUCUCCAUGAAGGCUGCCAACCACCAAUUGUACACCAGAAUUUUGAACCAUCUAUCGUUCUUCUCAACAGCACCUUAGUUGUGCAUGUUUCCGAAUGUGGCCUGGCAGCAUUGGCAUCGAAAUCAGCGUCUCAGUUAUCUGGCCGUAUGCGCACCUUAUUCCAUUAUGAAGCCCCUGAAGUACAUGAAUCUGGAUCAUUAAGUGAUAGAAGUGAUGUCUACAGCUUUGGUGUUGUUAUGUUGGAACUUCUUACAGGGCGUAAACCAUAUGACAGUUCACGUCCACGUGCUGAACAACAUCUGGUGCGAUGGGCCACUUCUCAGCUCUACGAUAUUGAUGCCAUAUCGAAAAUGGUAGAUCCUUCCAUUAAAGGGCAAUGUUCCGAAAAGGCAUUGUCACGUUUAGCUGACAUUAUUAGCCGCUGUAUUCAGCAUGAACCAGAAUUUAGGCCACCAAUGUCUGAAGUUGUCCAAGACUUAGCUCGCAUGGUAAGAAAUGCAACGAAGGCUUCCAUGUAGGCGCUCCUUGAAGGAGAAAAAAACUUGUAGGCUUGUGCUGAGAAUGCUAUAAUCCACCUCAUUUUGGAAUCGGAAUGCCAUGAGGAACCAUGUUGCCUGGUUGCGAAGAUGCCUUUGGUGAAUGGUGAUCAUUGCUGCAGUAGUAGGAUGAAGGAUUGUGUGAUACGUAGAUUCCUCAACAUUUUCUGACCGAUGCAAGAAGGAUGGAGGACGCAGCAGCAGGGUGCAAGAAUGCACCUCAUUGUCCAUUGCCAAUAAUGCUCCUCCGAUCGAUUUAUGCUUCGAAACCAUUGUUGUAAUUAUGUAGUCCGCAGUAUCACCAUUUGUUAGUGCCGGUUCAGGAUCACUUGACGUGAUCUGCAUGGUUCUCUAGACCGUAUGUAAAUACCGAUAAGAGAAACACUUGUGUUAAGAGUCUAUUUUACUCUUAUUAAAUUUUACUUCGUGUUGACGAUUGAGUGCA
Phragmites australis (common reed) is the source of this 3418-nucleotide messenger RNA. Its product is annotated as protein STRUBBELIG-RECEPTOR FAMILY 3-like. The transcript is spliced from 20 exons. NCBI's taxonomy places the organism in Eukaryota, Viridiplantae, Streptophyta, Magnoliopsida, Poales, Poaceae. Gene Ontology annotation, biological process: protein phosphorylation. The coding region runs from base 586 to 2955 and encodes 789 amino acids. Gene Ontology annotation, molecular function: ATP binding; protein binding; protein kinase activity. The record is from RefSeq and is a predicted model, not a curated record.